Messenger RNA from Truncatella angustata, 1527 nucleotides. RefSeq lists its product as uncharacterized. Lineage: Eukaryota; Fungi; Ascomycota; Sordariomycetes; Amphisphaeriales; Sporocadaceae. The coding region runs from base 322 to 1506 and encodes 394 amino acids. The transcript is spliced from 4 exons. The record is from RefSeq and is a predicted model, not a curated record. Gene Ontology annotation, molecular function: oxidoreductase activity.
GGUCUCGGAAGCUGAGCUUCUAGACUAGAUAGUCCCCCUUCUCGGACAUUUACUAAGCUAUUACAUAGGACGGCAAACGGCAUGCGACAGAAGCCAUACCCGGUGGUUCGGAUAGCUAUCAAGACAUAUUUGCCUGAAGUGUGGGGACUCAUUUCCAACCCAUAUGCAAGCAAAGAAACUCGGACCAUCGAGGCGAUGAGUGCAAGGGCGACACACUGCAUAUAUAGUAAGUAUGUUCGUUCCUCUGACAGGUGAAUCCUCGUCUAGCUUCCGCAGCCACACUCCUGACCUAAGUUCCACGCCCAACGGUCGCUUGUCAAGAUGCAUACUUCCUUGUUCUCCCUCCUGCUGGUUACAUUGCCGUUGGCCUCGACGUAUACCCCUGCGUCCACCUUCGGCUCUGACCUCCUUGCGGCACAAAGCUUGAUCAAGCUCGGCGUGUCGGUGGCUGACGGCUCGCUGAAGAAGCAGCUGGCAACCAAGAACGUCCCACAGACAUGCUCGAUUGACAAAAUCUCCAUUCGUCGCGAGUACUCAACCCUGUCUAAUGAUGAGAAGCUCAGCUAUACCAAGGCUGUCAAAUGCUUGAUGGCCAAGCCUGGCCAGACACCGGCAGAACUCGCUCCUGGUGUGCGGUCACGCUACGAUGACUUCGUAGCCACCCAUAUCAACCAGACCUGGAGUAUCCAUGCAUGUGGUGCAUUCUUGUCUUGGCACAGAUACUACAUCUGGACCUUUGAGCAAACGUUGCGAAACGAGUGUGGUUAUAAUGGAUACCUGCCGUACUGGAACUGGGGAAAAUCUGCGCUUGACCCUAUCAACUCUCCCUACUUGGACGGUAGCGCGUACUCUCAAGGUGGCAAUGGUGUCUAUGAAGCCCACAAUGCCACGCAAGGACUUCCCAGUGGCCUCCUUCCAAUUGCGCCUGGUGUUGGAGGUGGUUGUGUAGAAACCGGUCCCUACGCCGGGGUCCUGGCAAACAUCUCAGCGUCAGCUCCUACCUGGCCCACUGUAGAGGCUGGCGUCGCGCUUAGCUACGGCCCUCGCUGCAUCAGACACGAUAUCUCUGUACCUUUGGCCAACAAGUGGGCAACAGACGACCAUACCGUCGAUCUGCUGAGCAACCCGGCUUACCAGACCAACAUUGCAGCUUUCCAAGACCGUCUGCAAUUUACCGGUAACGACACUGUCGGGUACUAUGGUCUCCACCAGUACGGCCAUUUCGCCGUCGCAGGUGACCCCAGCGGUGACUUCUACAACAGCCCCAACGAGCCUCUCUUCUGGCUUCACCACGGAAACAUCGACAGGAUGUGGUGGAUCUGGCAGAACCAGAAGCCGGUCGACCGUGCAUUCCAAAUCGGUGGCACCAGGACCAUGCUGAAUCUUCCUCCUAGCGACAACGCGACAAUUGACGACACGAUCAACUUGGGCAUCCUUGGAGCCGCGAGUCCUAUCUCCAACCACGUCAGCAGCGUUGGUGGUCAGUACUGCUACAUCUAUGUUUAGUCAGGUCCAACACCAAAUACA